AGCUGGAUGUUCACCACAUUGGAGAUUCCUGCCUCGAACUCUCGGAAGUUUAGCCAAGUCGCCGUUAUUUAGCCAGGCAAGCUAGCAAGACAGAAGACGGUGUGACCAAAGUAAACUUGGUAUUCAAGAAGACAAACUUUAUUUCGGCGGAGUUUUUCAUCAAGUAGUGAAACUUGGAUUAGUGUCGAUGGAUUCAAACCAUUUUCCACGGCUUUUUUUCCACCCACAUGAGCGUUAGUCCUCUUUGUAAGAAGUUGUGAUUGUUUUUUUGGCGCUCUAGCAACGCAGUGGAAAGAUGGUGGAUUUGCCCGUUUAGUAGCGAGCUACCGCUAGCUAGUUGGUUGGUUCACUAGCUAGCGUCGUUCUGGGAUAUCCUACCGCUACUCAUCGUCUACACGUCCGAAAAGUUUGGAUGCUUACAUUGAACCUAGCGACGGUGUAUUGAUUGCUGUUCAUGUUGGUCAAACAGAUUAAGCAUGGGUGUCGCUCAGUCUCUGCGGAUGAAACCAGGGAUACUGGUGGCAGGAUCUAGACAUCAGAUGGUGCUGUGAGGAAGCCAUGGGUAGCUGUUUAAGCUGUCCAGAGAAAGAGUCAAUUCCUGAUAAUCAUCAAAGCAAAUUUAAGGUGGUCAACGUGGACGACGAUGGCAAUGAGCUGGGCUCUGGCGUGAUGGAGCUGACGGAGGGCGAGCUGGUGCUCCACACGCACCGCCGGGAUGACGUCAGGUGGCCGUACCUGUGCUUGCGUCGCUACGGCUACGACUCCAACCUGUUCUCCUUUGAGAGUGGGCGCCGCUGCCAGACGGGACAGGGAAUCUUUGCCUUCAAGUGCACCCGCGCCGAGGACAUCUUCAACAUGCUGCAGGAGGUGAUGCACAGCCACAGCAUCAGCGUGGUGGAGGAGCCCAUGCUGGAGCCCCACCACCAGGGAGCACUCGCGCCCCAAACCCCCGCAGCUCUGGGCUACUCCGUUCCCACCGUGCCAAACGGCGUGGGCCGCCUCCCGUCGCUGGGGGACGCGCCGGCCUCCCACCCCUCCACCCGCCACCCCUCCGUGGCCAGCACCCGCCUCCCCUCGGUGGGGGAGGAGUCCACCCACCCCCUCCUGGUGGCCGACGACGCGGUCCACACCUACGUCAACACCAGCGGGCUCCUGGAGGAGCAGCCCAGCCCGCUGACCCUCACCACCCCGCUGGAGAGCCCCACCUCCCCCCAGCUGCCCCCCACCCCGCCGCCGCCUCCGAGGCUCCGCCCCGAGCCCCCGCCGCCGCCACCGCCACCGGCGCCGGCCACGCCCGCCCCGACGGCGGCGGCGGAGCCCCAGGUGCUGAUGGAGCCGGCGGGGGUGCGCUUCGUGCUGGGGCCCACCCCGGUGCAGAAGCAGAAGCUCAUGGCCCGGAAGGAGCAGGUGCUGCAGGGGGACGAGGACGAGGACCAGGAGGAGGAGGGGGGGGAGCAGGGGGGGGGCGGGACCAACGGCCACACGGACACGCAGCACAGCGGCAAGGAGCCCCUCCCCGAGGCCGCGCCGGCCCACCCGCAGUCCAACGGCUCCUCUUCCUCCUCCGCCGUCGCGGCCGUCGCGGCCGUAGCGGCCGCACCGCGGCGCAACCGCCCCCCGCCGCUCACCCCGGACGUCCAGAACGCCAACAACUCGGCCCAGAGGCGCACAGCGCUGCUGGACUACGAGAACCUCCCGGUGGGGGAGGAGGCGGGCCGGGGCGGCCUGAAGACGCCCUCCCUCAACGGCUACAACCACCACCAGCAGCAGCAGCAGCAGCAGCAGCACCACCACCACCACCACCAGCAGCACCACCACCACCACCACGCGCCCCACAGCCUGCUGCAGCACUCCUACUCCCACCCGCUGUCGGCGGCGCCGCCGGAGCCCUCGCACAACUACGUCAACACUGAGAACGUGGCGCCGCUCAGCGCCCACCGGCCCGACACGGGCCGCCGCCGCCACGCCGAGGGCCCCACCGUCUUCAACUUCGACUUCCGCCGGCCCCUGCUCGCGCCGGGCCACGGCGACUCGGCCAAGACGCUGAACUACAUCGAGGUGGAGACGGACGGCAGCGGCUGCAACCGGGGCGCGUCGGACGGCAGCGACCCCCACACGCCGCGCACGCCCACCUCACCGCUGGCGCCGGGCACGCCCACGCGGCGCACGGAGCUGUACGCCCUCAUCGACAUCGAGCGCACCGCCGCCAUGUCCAACCUGCAGCGGGCGCGCCCGCGCGACGACGGCACGUCGCGGAAGACGCGCCACAACAGCACGGAACUGCCCACCAAAAGCACUGUCUGAGACCGCCCCCGCCCCCCCCCCUCGCUUCAGCUGGACACACGGGGUGCUCGUCUUUAUAACCGCCCAACAGAGACACACACACACACGGAGAGCGCAUCAUGAAGAGAGUUAUAGCCAGUUAAAAGUCUUAAGAAAUAUAUAUAUAUAGAGAGCGAGAGAGAGAAACUGACUUUUGUCGUGUGGUUACCUGUGAGGGAAUUUAGGUAGACCAAAAAAAGAACCCAGAAUUUAAACCUAGGUACUUGCCAUAUACCGAUUUAUUCCUAUGGUAAUAUAAUACCUCUCUUCCUCCACUCAUUCUACAGUGCAUUUGGGUUGUUUAUUAUGUUAAUAAGACUGGACUGCAUUCCCCUCACCCUCUCCUUGUAUGGUACAAAUCAGUAUUACUGAACAAAGCAUUCCAUUUAGCCUUUAUAUGAGUCAUUACAUGCUGCUGUAAUAUCAGUAUCUGAGAAUUACAUGGUACACUACAUUAUGUUUCUGACUAUGUACAGUAGAUUCUGGCACAAUAAAUGUCUGUUCUGUUUUA
Gadus macrocephalus (Pacific cod) is the source of this 2833-nucleotide messenger RNA. RefSeq names its product fibroblast growth factor receptor substrate 2-like. NCBI's taxonomy places the organism in Eukaryota, Metazoa, Chordata, Actinopteri, Gadiformes, Gadidae. The transcript is spliced from 8 exons. The coding region runs from base 559 to 2304 and encodes 581 amino acids. Gene Ontology annotation, cellular component: cell-cell junction; cytoplasm. The record is from RefSeq and is a predicted model, not a curated record. Gene Ontology annotation, biological process: cell surface receptor protein tyrosine kinase signaling pathway.